Molecule: messenger RNA, 621 nt
Organism: Cylicocyclus nassatus
Lineage: Eukaryota; Metazoa; Nematoda; Chromadorea; Rhabditida; Strongylidae
Source: the annotation of a GenBank genome assembly
AUUAGGUGUGGGCGCUUACUUCCGCAUCCCAUGGGACGUCCGCUUCUGACCCCAAGAUCAAAAACAAUUCUUGCGAAGGCGAAAGCAUCACACUAAAUAGAAGCAGAGUUUCAUCAAAGACGUUCAUUCAGAGCUGGGAUCUCCUGGCUGCAAUGCAAGACUCCUGCAAUCACUAUUAUCGCGGGUGGUACCAAAUAAACCAGAAUCUGAGGUACAGUCCGCUAUUGGAGUGUCUGCUCAAAACUGAGUAUGCAAAUCGUAAAUACGACCACAUCAAGAUUUGGGACGUAUUCGAAGUAAGAGUUAUGGACAUACGCGAGAAGAACCGGGUUGACAGGGGUUUUAUAGACAGAGCUGUGUGGGAGAGAUAUCGUCUUUGCUAUUCAGCCUCAAUGAAGAAGCUAAACAGAGUCUUCGCGUGCACAACAUACAAAAGGAAAGGGACGGGAUUGUACCACGAACAUUAUACUCCGAUGUACGGAUGCGCAUUUGACAGUUCUGAGGAAUUGAGAAAGUUGUUUCGUGCAGGAAAAUCUUUAAAGUAGACCUUUGAAAUGUUGAACAUAGUUGAUCUUCAUGACAUCUUCGCGCAAUAAUGGGAAAUAAAAUUUCAUCAACGGU